ACCGUGAAAAUAGCCAGUCUUAAAGAUAUCUCCAAAGUGAUCAGUUCGGAAUUGAAUAAUCGAAACAGCACAAAGCGAGCGGAAAAUAAUUUUUUUUUGUGAAUUUAAAGAAAAGUAGAAAAGAGAAAAGAAUUCAAAUUUUUUUACCAAAAUGGCUAAAGGAAAUUGCACACGAAAAUCCGAUGGAACAAUCGUCUACAAAACGGUUUCAAAAAGUGGUUCGCCUCCGGCUGAAUUAGACUCAUCCAAAUGGUAUAUGGAUAAAUGUGAAAUUGUCGGUUAUCGUGGAGAACAUCUCACAAUAACAGUGAACCAAGAUGGAAUUAUUCGUGUGGAUGGUGAUUAUAAUGACGGCAGAGCCAGCCGGUCCUUUUUCAACGAAUACAUCAUUCCCGAUGGGGUCAACCAUGAGGCAUUAGAGUUUCGUAUUUAUGAAGCUGAUGCAAAUACGUUGGUGAUUGUUGGUGGUAUUGGAUCGGAUGAAUUGGUGUCGGCACAACAAAGUUCCACGAUAACACGUACGGAAGAUGUGCGAAUUAGUUCGACAUUCACGGAAACAUUUGAAUCGACCGAAUUGGAGGGCUCGGAAGAUAUAAGCAAGGAAAUUCGCGUUUCGGACAACAAAUUUGAGGCAACAGUAAACGUCUCCGAAUACAAAUCCGAAGAGAUUCAAGUUAGAAUAUCAAGGAAAGUGGUUCUGAUAACAUCCCGCAAAGAAGUGACCAAGACAAGUACCCGACAGGAAAUCAAGAAAACUUUCGAAAUUCCUGAUGGAGUGAAACCAGAGUCGAUAACCAGCGUCGUUGGAAAGGAUGGAAAUCUUACCGUUACAGCGAAAGUUGACCAAGAACUUGCCAGACAACAACAACUUCAAAAGCAGAUAGUCGAAAAACAACAGACAAACACGGAUGAAGUGCUGAUUCGUGUUCGCACAGUCAAUACAACCAAAACUGUGACCGGAGACGAUUUGAAAGACGUGAGAGUCAACAAGGAUCGAUUUGAGAUGAACGUGGAUCUGCGUGAAUACAAAUUGGAAGAAGUGACUGUCAAAAUCGUCAAAACUCGUCGCAUCAUUACAAUCUCUGCCAAUCACAAGAGUCAAUAUGAAAGCCGAUCAACCUAUCGCGAAUUUACGCUCCCGGCCGGUGCACCAGACUCGAAUCCGAAUGCAAUUGACGCUGUGUUGAGUCCAAACGGAAUCCUUACAAUAACUGGACCGUGCUCACCGCAAUCGCAACCAGCCGCAUUGACUGACACCACCGACGAUGUUCGAAAUAAGGUGGUUCAGCAACAGCAGCAGAACACUGCCGUGCAACAGCAACAACAAAACACUUCUGUUAAGCAGCAAAAUACUUCGGUGCAAGAACAACAGUCAAUCGUCCAGCAGAAGAAUAACUCGGUGCAACAGAACACUUCCGUUCAGCAACAGAAUACCUCUGUUCAGCAACAUCAUAAAAACACUUCUGUCCAGCAAGUGCAAGACUCCACCGUUCAACAACAUCAAUCGCAGCAGGAAAUUGUUCAGAAGAGCCGAUACACAAAAAUCACACGCGCAACAUUCACUUCAAGCACCAUGACCUCAUUGGAUAUUGCUGAAGCAAAUGACGAUAAUUUUGGAGAACCUCUGGUUUCAGAGCCCAGUACGCCAAUCGAAGACGUAACGCAAGACAUGGUCGAAGAUGAAGAUGGUAACUACGUCGUCGAACUGAAUAUCAGAGAUUACCGUCCAGAAGAGAUCACAAUUAAAGCAUCCAAGACAACUAUUACCGUUGUUGGACGUAAAACCGAUACGAAUGAAGAGUUCUGUAAAACGGUGCACGUUCCAGUUGGCGUGGUUGUUACUCCCGACAAAAUUAGGAGCAUCUUAGACAAAUCCAGACGAGUGAUCACUAUAAUCAUCACAAAGACGACAACUGUUACUACAACCGAGGAACAAACCAAAGAGCAGCAGAGGGUCGACACUUUGCAACAGCAAAAACAACAGGUACAACAGAAGCAGGAAUCGGUACAGGAGACCCAAACAAAAAUCCAAACUCAGCAACAAGUCAAUCAGCAGAAACAAGUGCAACAGAAGCAGAGAUCGAUUGAAGAGACCCAAACUGAAGUUCAAACUCAGCAACGAAUCAACCAACAGAGGCAAGUCCAACAGAAGCAGGAAUCGAUUGAAGAGACUGAGGUUCAAACUCAACAACGAAUCAAUCAACAGAGACAAGUCCAACAGAAGCAGGAAUCGGUUGAAGAGACUGAAGUUCAAACUCAACAACGAAUCAAUCAACAGAGACAAGUCCAACAAAAACAGGAUUCGAUUCGGGAGACUCAAACUGACGUUCGAACUCAGCAGCUAACCGAACAGCAGAAGCAGCUUCAACAGAGACAAGAUCAACGUCAACAGAACACAACCACUACAACGACUACAUCAAAAAGAACCUUGAAAACAACCACAACGACCGUUGAAUCGUUGAAGCAACUCGGCUACAAUUUCGAUUCGGCUACUUCACAAGUUUAUACUGGCGAUCCGAAAUUUUUCGAACGCGCUACACAAAUUGUGGACUACAAGCCAGAGGAACUGGAGGUGAAAAUUGCCAUGCCUUGGGUUAUAAUCGAAGGAAAACAGGAGAUGACGGCGGAAAAUGGCUGGAGAAGUAAGCAGUUUACGAAAAUGUUCACAGUGCCGGAAGGUGUUAAGCAAGAAAACAUUGUCCUGGAAAUGAAUGAUGCUGGUGAUGUUGUGAAUUGUACAGCACGAAUUGGUUAAACUGAUGUACCAUCAUUUCUGAUGUCGCAUUUUAAGCUGUGCGCUUGGCUUUGUGGUUAAUAUUUAUUUAUUUUUUUUACAUAUUUGAAUCGGUUAAUUUUAAAUAAUAAUGUCUCCGUCGAAGGAUGGACGGGCAUCUAUGUCACAAAAUUUUUUGUAAAUUAAAAAUUUAUUUUUAUUAAAAAUUUUAUUGCCUGCGAUAAAAACCAAAUUAUUUUCU
This is a messenger RNA of Bradysia coprophila, 2975 nucleotides long. RefSeq lists its product as uncharacterized. The record is from RefSeq and is a predicted model, not a curated record. Gene Ontology annotation, cellular component: cytoplasm; nucleus. Gene Ontology annotation, biological process: protein refolding; response to heat. Lineage: Eukaryota; Metazoa; Arthropoda; Insecta; Diptera; Sciaridae.